AGCUCCAUGAAACAAUCGAAUUUAAUAAUCUUAUGGAAGCCUACCUUCCCCCCUUAGACAGAAAAUUCAAUUCUUUGCGUUCUCUUUUCAAUCAGUUUCUAGUUGCAUCAAUGGCAGCUCCAAAGGUGGAUAGAGAAUACUUGAAAGAGAUAGAGAAGGUUCGUCGAGACCUUCGCGCUCUCAUUUCCAGCAAAAGCUGUGCUCCUCUGAUGCUUCGCUUAGCGUGGCAUGAUGCCGGAACUUAUGAUGCGAAGAAUAAAACAGGAGGACCUAAUGGUUCUAUCAGAAACGAAAUAGAGUACAAGCAUGAAGCUAACAAGGGUCUUAAAAUCGCCAUUGAUUUAUGUGAGGAAAUCAAGGCCAAAAAUCCAAAAAUUACAUAUGCUGACCUUUAUCAGCUUGCUGGAGUUGUUGCAGUUGAGGUCACUGGAGGUCCUACUAUUCAUUUUGUUCCGGGAAGAAAGGAUUCUACUGAAUCUCCUGACGAAGGGCGUCUUCCUGAUGCAAAAAAAGAUGCAUCACAUCUGAGGGAUGUCUUUUAUCGUAUGGGUUUAUCAGACAAGGAUAUUGUAGCACUCUCUGGCGGUCAUACAUUGGGAAAGGCUCAUAAGGAAAGAUCAGGAUUUGACGGUGCUUGGACAAAGGAUCCUCUGAAGUUUGACAACUCAUACUUCAAAGAGCUAUUGAAAGGUGAUGAUUCUGAGGGAUUGUUAAAACUCCCCACUGAUAAGGCUUUAGUGGAAGAUCCUAAGUUCCGCUCCUAUGUUGAGCUAUAUGCAAAGGAUGAGGAUGCCUUCUUUGCAGAUUAUGCGAUGUCGCAUAAGAAACUAUCAGAGCUGGGCUUCAAGCCUCCUUUUAAAGCAACUGCAAAAUGCAGUGCACUAUUUGCACGGAGUGUCGUUGGAGUAGCUGUAGCUACAGCUGUGGUAAUAUUUAGUUACUACUAUGAAGUUCAAAGAAGAGUUAAGUGAAAUUAGUACUUUUGAGUGUUUCAAAAAUCACAAAAACAAGUUUUAUUUCAUUUAGAUCCUAAUUUGGGAUCAGAAAUUGCAAAACCCACAAUAAUUUAUCUGUCUCUAUCUUGUAUGAUUUUUAGUUUCUUCAAUGUUUGUCAAUUAAGUUAGAAUAUGAUUCAAACUCA
This is a messenger RNA of Jatropha curcas, 1141 nucleotides long. The record is from RefSeq and is a predicted model, not a curated record. NCBI's taxonomy places the organism in Eukaryota, Viridiplantae, Streptophyta, Magnoliopsida, Malpighiales, Euphorbiaceae.